Messenger RNA from Sesamum indicum (sesame), 3478 nucleotides. RefSeq names its product protein FAR1-RELATED SEQUENCE 5. NCBI's taxonomy places the organism in Eukaryota, Viridiplantae, Streptophyta, Magnoliopsida, Lamiales, Pedaliaceae. Gene Ontology annotation, biological process: regulation of DNA-templated transcription. Gene Ontology annotation, molecular function: zinc ion binding. The record is from RefSeq and is a predicted model, not a curated record.
UCUCUACAUCUUUGCCUAGAAAUCUGAAGCAUGGAAGAGAAAGCGAUUCGGGUUUUGGGUUUGCAAUUUUUUGAAAAUUGGGAACUCGAUAAUUAGUUCAUGAAUUCAUCAGAAAAGGCAGAAUUUUCAACCGCACAGUUUUAGUCUUUCUCAAACCCUGAGUUAGCAGUUAAAUAUUUUUUUUUUCCAAUUUUUCUUUUUCAUUUUUGGUGUCUGAUUUGACAAGGAGCUGCCAGCAUUUAUGCAUUUAGCUUGGGAAGUUUUAUUUGAUUAGCCUAUUGUAUACUUCAAACUUUCUCAUAUUUGGUUUCUUUGGAAUAUUCUGAAUUUUAAUGUAAUUUUUGUACAUUUUUAUGUAUAUGUUUAUGUGUUAACACACUGGUGGUUAACUGUUGAAAUUUUAGUUACACUUUCUCUGAAAUACCUACUUUUGUUGUACUAUGAAUAACAGGUUAAAUGCACACUUAAUGAGUGGAAUCUAAAGCUUUGUUUAUGUCAUUGAAGUUGGUUUAAUCUGACUAAAGAUUAAAUAUUCUGGCGAGUUUUGACAGCGAUUAUUUCAAUAGUGAAUAUUCUGAUUAUUUUUGCUAUAGUCGAUAAAUAGGUGAGGAUUCUUGAUUAUUGCCAAUGGCUUCAUUAUCAUGUCAGUUUACACUUGAGGAUGAAAUGUUUCUUCCUUGUAAUGAAGUUCCAUGGACCCUGGCGUGGGUGUUGGGGUGAGCAGUGCUUUUGAGGAUGGUAUCAGAGAGAAAGAUGGCCCUAACCCACGAGUGGAUGCUGAUGCAGAACAGACCAGUGAGGCUCCAAACUUUUCCUGUGAUGCUGAGGUGGCCUUUGUCCAGGUAGAUGCGUCUCUUAGUCAGGAAGCUUCCUCUGCUGACAAAGAUGGAAUGGACAUAGACAGUGAGAGCACGUAUAGCUGCCUCAAUGGUUCAUCCGAUGAAAACAGUGUUGAUAGUGAUGGUGAAAAUGGCUACACUAGCCAAGAUGGUUCAUCGAUUGAUCAUCAUAGUUUAAACAAGGAUACUGAAAAUGGGUGUCAGAGCCCGAAGACAUUCAGUGGUAGUGGCAAUAAUGGGCCCAAUAUUGUGGGUAAGCAAAAUGAUCAGAGUCCUGGUUUAUCCUCUGACAAUCAGCUGGGAAUGGAUGCUGAUGAUAAGCAUGUGUCUCAGACCACUGAAGCCCCUUCUAGUGCCUCAUCUGGAUCUGGUCAAGUUAUAAAAGAUGAAGCUGGUGAAUAUGUGGUGCCAAAGCUUGGUGUGGAAUUUGAAUCUGAGGACCAUGCAUACAAGUGUUACAACAGAUAUGCUCUCAUGGAAGGCUUCAGCAUCCGGAAAGAUUUCGUGAACAGAAGUAAGGUUACGGGUUUGGUGGUAUCAAGGAGGUAUACAUGUCACAGGCAAGGCUAUGGAUCUAUCAAGCGUGAUGUAAAUGUGAAUAAACCCCGGAAAGAAACAAGAACUGGUUGCCUGGCUCAUAUGACCAUUACGCGACAAACAAAUGGCAAAUAUCGUGUCAUCCACUUUGAAACGAGGCACAAUCAUGAGUUUGUGACACCAUUCACAGCUCAUUUAUUACCCUCACAGAAGAGAAUAUCAUUUGUUGAGGCUGUUGAGGCUGAAUCAGCUGUUACUCCAGUGCCAGAUGGGGUACCUAAGCUGGGUAUGGGGUUUGAAUCAGAAGAUCAUGCUUAUGAGUUCUAUAAUGCAUAUGCUGGGCGAGUAGGUUUCAGCGUUCGGAAGGAUUAUGUGAACAGGAGUAAAAUAGAUGGAGCUGUGGCUUCUAGGAGAUAUACUUGUUUCAGGGAAGGUUAUCGGCAGAAAGAUAAAAGAGGUUUAAAAGUGAAGAGACCUCGAAAGGAAACCAGAGUUGGGUGCAUGGCACAAUUAGUCAUAUCUCGUCAAGCUGACGGCAGAUACCGUGUCACACACUUUGAAGAACGCCACAAUCAUGAGCUUGUACCUGCAUGUAAAGUUCGCAUGUUGAGAUCACAGAAGAGGUCCGUGACAGAUCAAAUUGUAGAAUCCACUGCAUCUGGAGGUUCCAACAUGCAGCCAAAAUCACUUGCUGAGUUGUUAUUAACUGGAGUAGGAAUUCAGGACUUCAUUUAUGACCCCAUAGAUCGUGAGACAAGGCUUACAUCUAAACGUGUGUGGAACAUCAAGCCCGACGAGCCAGAAAGUAUUCACCAGUAUUUCCAGAGCAAGAAAUUGAAGGAUCCAUCAUUCUUUUAUGCUGUACAAUGUGAUGUGGACGAUGAAAUGACCAACUUCUUUUGGGCUGAUGAGAAGAUGUUGGUGGACUUUGGUGAUUUUGGUGAUGUGGUUUGCUUUGACUCAACCUCCCGUAUAAACAAAGAGUGGCGGCCUUUAGUACUGUUUCUUGGAAUAAAUAAUCAUAGGCAGAUACUGGUCUUUGGUGCUGCAUUUCUCUAUGAUGAUAGUGCUCAAUCUUUUAAGUGGCUAUUUCAAACUUUCAAAAGGGCAAUGUCUGGAAAAACACCAAAGACUAUUGUCUCUGAUAAAGAUGCUGUGAUAUCUGAAGCAAUCAUCUCUGAGUUGCCCGAAACUCACCACAGGUUAUGCACAUGGCAAAUAUAUCAGAAUGCACUUAAACAUCUUAGUCAAUUAGUUGUCAACUCGGAUUCUUUUUCCAGUGAUUUAUGUGGUUGCAUUUAUAAUCCGGAUGAGGAGGAUUUUGUCAAUUCCUGGAAAGUCCUGCUGGAUACUUACGGUCUAUGGGGAAAUGAGUGGUUGCAUGGAAUAUUUGAAGAGCGAGAGAAAUGGGCUUUACCGUAUCGCAAGCAUAUAUUUUCAGCUGAGAUAGAUACUGCACUGCUCUCUGAGGAUUCUAUUACUAGCUUGAAAAAGUACCUUAAGCCUGAAUCACACGUUCUUCAAUUCAUCAAGCACAUUGGGAAGGUGGUGAACGACUGGCGUUACAAAGAACUGGAAGCUAAUUAUGAUAUGGGUCAGCACAUGCCGAGGCUAAUGGGGGAUGUGAUAAUGCUGAAGCAGGUGAGGGAAGUGUACACACCAGUCAUUUUUAAAACAUUUCACCAAGAGUACGAAAACUGUCUAAAUAUUGUGAUCAAUCAAUGCAUUGAUACUGUGUCUUCGGUUGAGUAUAAAGUCAGUACAUAUGGUCAAGUUCGUCAAUACACGGUUUUAUACAGCUCAGAAGAUGAUUCAGUUGCCUGUAGCUGUAUGAAGUUUCAGUUUGUAGGAAUUUUGUGUAGCCAUGCACUCAAAGUGCUAGAUUAUAGGAAUAUAAAGAUAGUUCCUAGUCAAUAUAUCUUGAAGCGGUGGACCAGAGAUGCACGGGCUUAAAAUGAUUUCUCGCUUGUACUUCACAGUUGUAGAUUAGCUCAAAACGAUCCUAGGUAUGCAAUCUGGCUGCUUAACGGCCUACAACUUGAUUGUACAUUUUGUGGAGAUUAAGUGAGAUUUGAUAGAGAAUUUGAGUUCUAAUUUUGAUA